Molecule: messenger RNA, 3640 nt
Organism: Hyla sarda
Lineage: Eukaryota; Metazoa; Chordata; Amphibia; Anura; Hylidae
Gene: USP48
Product: ubiquitin specific peptidase 48
Exons: 27
Coding region: 78-3221 (1047 amino acids)
Biological process (GO): protein deubiquitination
Cellular component (GO): cytosol; nucleus
Molecular function (GO): protein binding; cysteine-type endopeptidase activity; cysteine-type deubiquitinase activity
Source: RefSeq, a predicted model, not a curated record
CGUUCUCCACGCGUACUGACAGUUGCGUCUGUUGUGUAGACUGCGGCCCAGUGAUUCCCGGCUCCGGUAUCUGCACUAUGGCGCCUCGGCUGCAGCUGGAGAAGGCGGCCUGGCGCUGGACCGAGAACGUCCGCCCGGAGGAGGUCACCCUGGAGCACAUCGAGAUGGUUUACCGCGUCCGCCUGGAGCCCUGCGUCCGGGGACUGUGCCGGCGGAACUGUAAAGGAAACCCGAACUGUUUGGUUGGUGUUGGGGAACACAUCUGGCUGGGUGAGAUCGAUGAAAACAGCUUCCACAAUAUUGACGAUCCGAACUGCGAGCGACGGAAGAAGAACACCUUUGUUGGGCUGACGAAUCUGGGAGCCACGUGCUACGUGAACACGUUUGUUCAGGUCUGGUUUCUGAACAUGGAGCUUCGAAGAGCCCUCUACUUAUACGAGAACGCCUUGAGUGUGGAGAAGGCUGAGGAGUGCAUCCAAGAGGACAAAGAGUACGAGCCGCAGAGCAGCUGUGAACACCUGCAGUACCUGUUUGCUUUGCUGCAGAACAGCAACAGACGGUACAUUGACCCUUCGGGGUUCAUCCGAGCACUAGGGCUGGACACAGGGCAGCAGCAGGACGCCCAAGAAUUCUCCAAGCUGUUCAUGUCUCUGCUGGAAGAGAAGUUAUCCAGUCAGAAAGAUCCGUAUGUGCGGGACAUCAUCCAGAACCAGUUCUGUGGGCAGUAUGCCUACGUCACCAUUUGCAGCCAAUGCGGCCGGGAGUCUAAGUUGAUCUCAAAGUUUUAUGAGCUGGAGCUGAACAUCCAGGGCCACAAGCAGCUGACGGACUGUGUCACCGAGUUCUUAAAGGAGGAGAAGCUGGAAGGAGACAAUCGAUAUUUCUGUGAGAACUGUCAGAGUAAACAGAACGCCACCAGGAAGAUCCGCCUGCUAAAGCUGCCACCCACGCUCAACCUGCAGCUCAUGCGAUUCGUCUUCGACAGACAAACUGGCCAUAAGAAAAAGCUAAACACGUACAUUGGCUUUGGUGAAACCCUGGAUAUGGAUCCUUUCCUGGACCAGACAGAAAGUAAAUAUGUGUACGAGCUGAGUGCUGUCCUCAUCCACAGAGGGGUGAGCGCUUACUCCGGACAUUACAUUGCCCACGUGAAGGACCCUCAGACCUCAGAGUGGUACAAGUUUAAUGAUGAAGAGAUAGAGAAGAUGGAAGGAAAGAAGCUGCAGCUGGGAAUUGAGGAAGAACUAGCAGAGCCAUCUAAAUCCGCAACACGUAAACCCAAAUGUGCGAAGGGCAUCCACUGCUCACGAAACGCCUACAUGUUGGUGUAUAGGCUGAAGACAGAGGCGCCUCAGGAGGUGGACUUUGAGGUUCCAGUUUUCCUCCAGAAAUUGGUGGAGCUGGAUAACUGCAAGUUUGAGGAAUGGUGUGUGGAAAUGGCGGAGAUGCGGAAGGAGAGUGUGGAUAAAGGAAAAGCCAAGCACGAAGAGGUGAAGGAGCUGUACCAGAGGUUACCUGCAGGAGCUGAUAACCUGUAUGAGUUUAUUCCUCUCGAGUGGCUUCAGAAAUGGCUGGAUGAAUCAACACCGGCCAAACCCAUAGACAAUUCCAAAUACCUGUGUAGUCACAACAGGCUGCAUCCAGACAAGACCUCUUUAAUGAAAAGAAUCUCCGAGUACUCGGCUGACAUCUUCUAUCAGAGAUAUGGCGGCGGGCCACGUCUAAAAGCUGAAUCUCUUUGUAAAGACUGUGUGGUGGAAAGGUGCCGGGUCUUACGGCUGAAGAACCAGCUGAAUGAAGACCACAAGACCAUAGCAAACAUGGUGAAGGUUACAGUGACCAGUGGAGAGGGCUUCUGGGUCGGGAAGGCGUCAUUACGGCGAUGGCGGCAGCUGGCUACAGAACAGCUAGGCCAUCAUCAAGAGGAUGAGUAUGAGCAGGGAGACAUUAGGAUCAAUGGCAGCACCCCUAAAAAAGAAGAGCUGCUGGAGGAAGAAGAGAAAAAAGACGACACAGAGACCGCCUUCAAUGAAGACAUAAUAUGCCAGCAUGGCUACCUGAGCACAUCAGAGAGCGAGAGGAGACUGAUAUCGGUCGCCGCCUGGGUCAAGCUGAAGGAGUAUUUUCCUACCACCCCGGAGUUCAGACAUGACCAGGAGCCGUGUUGUCAGUGCCAGAUUUUGGAAAGGGAAGGAGAAAGAAACGACGCUCUACAUAAGAAAAUGGCCAAUGAGCAGAAGCUGGCCCUGUCCAAUCUCUUCCAGGACAAGAACCGGCCGUGUGGGGGCAGCUGGCCACAGGAGACGCCGGAGUUGUAUAUUGUGUCGCAGUUCUUUGUGGAGGAGUGGAGGAAGUUUAUAAGGAGGCCAACCAAGUGCGGCCCAGUACAGUCACUGGGGAACAGCCUUCUCCUCUGUCCACAUGGGGGACUCAUGUUCUCCUUCUCCACCAUGACCAAGGAAGACUCUAAGCUUAUAGCUCUUCUCUGGCCUUCUGAAUGGGACGUUAUUCAGAAACUCUUCAUUGUCGAUCACACGAUAAAAAUCACCAGACGGACAGUGACGGCCGAGGAUAACAAUGUGACCGCGCUAUAUGUGUCUGAACCCGAGCUGUGUCCAGAGUGCCGAGAAGGAUUGUUAUGUCAGCAGGAAAGAGACUUAAGAGAAUACACCCAGGCCACCAUCUACGUCCACAAAGUGGUUGAUAAUAAGAAGGUCAUGAAGGAAGCCGCGCCAGAGCUAAACGUCAGCAGCUCAGACCCCGAAGAUGAGAAGGAAGAGCCCCGGCCCGAUGGAGAGAACGACCCAGACUUCAGUCAGGCUAAUGGAGCAGCAAAGAGGCAAAAGGUUUCCAUUCAGGGCCAAAUUUCCAUCCCAGGCCAGGUUUCCUAUCAGAAGCAGCAGGGGAUCCGGAGAAGUACACGGCACAGAAAAGUGCGGGGGGAGAAGGCUUUACUGGUCUCCGCUAACCAGACAUUAAAGGACCUGAAGAUCCAGAUCAUGCACGCCUUCUCUGUCGCCCCAUUUGAUCAGAACCUAUCUCUGGAUGGGAAGGUUUUGAAUGAUGACUGUGCCACGCUGGGAUCUCUGGGAAUUGUCCCAGAAUCCGUCAUUUUACUAAAGGCAGAUGAGCCCAUUGCAGACUAUGCAGCCAUGGAUGAUGUGAUGCAAGUGUGUAUGCCAGAGGAAGGAUUUAAAGGAACAGGUCUGCUGGGACACUAGUUUUGAGCCUCCUCUGAAUGGCGUCUUACGUGCGCAGUAGGAAGCGGAUUGUGACUCUUCCAGGAGGUGUGCGGCGCCUCCACCUCCGAGCAUUGCCUUACAUUGAACAUAGCAGAUUGCACUGAAGGACUGCAGCGGUAGAAGGACAAACUCUCUACUUUUUAUAUGUAAAUACAGAUGAUGCCGUAUAUCUAUAAUAUAAUAUAACUUGUUUACACUGGGAUUCCUCCACGUGACGUCUCCCAGCAGCGGCUUCUGUCUUGUGGAUAUAAUCAAUGAUCGUGGGUUUCCUUUCUGGCCUGCUCGUCACAUAAUAAUAAAAAGAAAGAAAAAAAAAAGCCGACUGUUCUCAUAAUGAUCCGCGGCUUCCGUGUCCUAAUAUGGAGACAGAAGGAAUUUAUUUAGCAAUUAACUUAGUU